This is a messenger RNA of Lacerta agilis (Sand lizard), 3100 nucleotides long. RefSeq names its product myotilin (gene MYOT). The record is from RefSeq and is a predicted model, not a curated record. Gene Ontology annotation, cellular component: plasma membrane; axon. Gene Ontology annotation, molecular function: cell-cell adhesion mediator activity. NCBI's taxonomy places the organism in Eukaryota, Metazoa, Chordata, Lepidosauria, Squamata, Lacertidae. Gene Ontology annotation, biological process: homophilic cell-cell adhesion; axon guidance; dendrite self-avoidance.
UCUUACCUUUUCUGGAACCUGGAAGGUAAGGGGACAGGUUUGUUUCACAGUCUCAGGGCCAAGCCUUGGAUGUCCAGAUGCAGCCUCAAGGACCAGUAAACAUUGUGCAUCAAACUGGAAACACCAAAGCAUGGGAGGUUUACAAGGAAAUCCUGACCAAACUCUUCUCUGUGAGUGUCAGCAUACUGGCUGGGCCAGAGGAAUGUCACAGACCCAGCGGAAAACUUCCAGCCUGUCACUGACCAUUGGAUCACCAGCCAGUGGAGAGUUUAGCAGCAGCAGCAAAGCAUGUCGCAGUUAUUCCACUUUAAUUCAGCCGUUAUCCACUGACCCUCAAAGAAUGCAAAACCCAUCAAAAAACCAGACUGGAUCCACGUAUGAAGCUGCCCCUGUAUUUAUAAAGGGUCUUCAAAACAUUAGCACUACCAACGGCCAGCUAGUGGUGUUUGAAUGUCGAAUACGGGCAUCACCCACUCUUCAAGUUCACUGGUACAGAGAGCACAAUCAAAUAAUCGAUUCUGCAGACUUCCGAAUAUUGAGAAAAAAGGCCUGUUCAUCCCUGACCCCUGAGGAAGUUUGCACCUUAGUGAUUACAGAAGCAUUUCCUGAAGAUUCUGGAAUAUUUAAAUGCAUUGCUGAAAACGAGUUUGGUGCAGUAGCCUCCAGUGCACACCUUUAUGUUUCCCAAGGAACAGAGGAUAUUGAAGGUUUUGAAGUGGCUCCCUCACUGUCAGCUACACCAGCCACAAUGAAUGUCCUCUUUACACCAAACAGCCAAUGCGUAGGAAUGGGAAGUGAUGUAGACAACAAACCUUCCAGUGUUACACUACAAAUGUCUUCUGGCUCAUCAAGUCCAGAGGAACCUGCAGGUUCCAGGUGGCAAAACUAUGGUGAUGAGAGCAAGGAUUUUAGUGACAUUUAUGAAGAAACUUCAGAUAACUCAUAUCAUAGGAAUUGCCAUCAUCAAGACAGCCACACUCUGCUGAGGCAGGGAUUCUGUUCCGCCCAGGAACCUAGCCGAGAAAGGCCACAAAAUUUAUCAGCUUAUUCUUUCCAGCCACCAACCCAAAGCCUUUUUUCACCUUCUAAAACACAGGACAAUUGUGAAAUCUUCCCCAUGAGUGUCAGUAACCUCCCAUCCGUGUCCUCUAUGUAUCAACCAAGCAUGUUUAACUAUGAGCGUCCAAAACAUUUUAUCCAGUCUCAAAAUACAUAUCAAGGGAAAGCACAGCCUCCAGGACCAGAAACCUCUACUGCGCUUCCAAGCAGGCAAACCAAACAGUCUUCCAUUCUAAUCCAGCCUUGUAAUCCUAAUGAGAAGAAGUUUUCUUCCUCUUCAUCGCUGAGCUCGCCAAUCUCACUCUCCUCACCUUCAUAUAGUGCUUCAUUUCCCGUAACACCUGCAUCUGCACAGUCUCCUGCUAGCUCCUCAUCUGGGCAGAGGAUUUCAUCCAUGCAUAACCAGUCCCCUGCGGCAUUCCUUUGCUCGGUGUUGCCCUCCCACUUUGAUUAUAAUAGCCAAGGUCCUUCCUCAGUGGAGUCAAACAGUUACUCGAAGCCUAUGUACAAGAAGCAAACCAGCAGCACCAAACCAGUGCAGAAGACAUCUGACAGAGAGAUACAAGGAACGAAAGACGCCCUCAUUCAAGACUUGGAAAGGAAACUACGAUGUAAAGACAGCCUUCUCCAUAACGGGAACCAACGUUUAAGCUACGAGGAGAGAAUGGCUCGCAGGUUACUUGGACCAGAAAAUGCUGCAUCUGUGUUUGAACCACAGAGUGAAGAAAAUGUACAGGAUGGACAACAACAGAAUUUGGAAAGCACACGACUGCACGUUCCUUCAGCACAAGCAAGGAGCAGGCCAUCUUCAAGAGGGGAGAGGAAUGAGCAAGGGUCAAUCCAGGAGAAAUUUUUUCAACCACGUUUUGUACAAGUUCCUGAAGACAUAACAGUUGAAGAAGGAAGAUUUUGCAGGAUUGAUUUCAAGGUCAGCGGCCUCCCAACUCCAGAUGUGGCAUGGUACCUAAACGGAAGAUUAGUUCACCCAGAUGACUUCCAUAAAAUGAUCGUAUCUGAAAAAGGCUUCCACUCAUUCAUUUUUGAAGUAGUCAGGGUCUAUGAUGCUGGAACAUGGGAGUGUGUGGCUUUCAAUCGUGCUGGAGAAGCUUCCUUUACAGUAAAGCUAGAUGUCAUUGCACGAGAACAUCGGAAAGCCCCAACAUUCAUCUUUAAACCUCAAAGCACAAGAGUUUAUGAGGGGGAUUCAGCCAGACUUGAAUGCCAAGUGUCUGCUAUCCCCCCACCACAAAUAUACUGGAAGAGGAAUAAUGAAAUGGUACAAUUCAAUACAGACAGAAUCAGUAUGUUUCAUGAUACCUCUGGGAAGGUUUGCUUGCUGAUCCACAAUGUAAAUAAGAAAGAUGCUGGUUGGUACACAGUAUCUGCAGUCAACGAGGCAGGGGUGGCAACAUGCCAUGCCAGAUUGGACGUGGCUACUCACACAUACAAGCCAGUUCCAAACCCCAAACCACUGAAGGUUCGACCAACUUUUAGCAAAUACUUGGCACUCAAUGGUAAAGGUCUAGAUGUGAAACAAGCUUUCUUCCCGGAUGAAGGAGAGUUUCAGCGUAUGGCAGCACAGUCUGGACUCUAUGAGAGCGAUGAACUUUAACUGGCAACAGGGAAGAAACUUUCACUCCUGAAACAGACGUAUAUGAACAGCACAUGCAGUUAAGCGGUUAUUGCGCUGAUAAGCAAACGUACCUAAUAUAUUUUUAUUUAUUAUUUAACUCCUGCUCUUAGUUCUGCUGUUGUGAUUUUACUAAGUCUGAUUUUUAUAAAUGUAUGUGACUGUAGCAAGAAGGAAAUCCAAAUGUUUGUAUUUUUAAAUUUUAAAGGCCAAGAAACAAGGCCAGUGGAUGAUCAUGAAAGUGUAGAUGGUUUGAAUGCAUCUAGAUUCAGUCACAAUAUUUUUAUUUGUACUGCUUUGUUAAUACUAUGCCCCAUAGUAUUAUAAUUGUCUGCUGCCUGGCUAUUAAACAUAACUUGAGUGCUUUUAAUGAAAGUUUUAUGUCUGAUGCAAAUAAAAUUUUAAAUAUAA